Cantharellus anzutake is the source of this 1262-nucleotide messenger RNA. RefSeq names its product delta-aminolevulinic acid dehydratase. Gene Ontology annotation, biological process: heme biosynthetic process. Gene Ontology annotation, molecular function: zinc ion binding; porphobilinogen synthase activity. The record is from RefSeq and is a predicted model, not a curated record. The transcript has 6 exons. NCBI's taxonomy places the organism in Eukaryota, Fungi, Basidiomycota, Agaricomycetes, Cantharellales, Hydnaceae. Gene Ontology annotation, cellular component: cytosol. Bases 170 to 1171 code for a protein of 333 amino acids.
CAUCCUGUGCCAGGGGUUUGGUAACAGGCCGAGUAAUCUUUCAGUGCGCUUCAAGUGUCGUUCAUGUUCAGGGAGGGGGUUGAAGGUCAGAAGAAGGGUGGAGUGUUGUUGAGAGUUCCCCGGACGGAUGCAAAGUCCCGCCAAGUAGCUUAGACUUCACCCUCGUGCCAUGGAUAUUUCCUCGGUCCUUCAGGGAGGCUAUCAUCACCCGCUCUCCCGGGAAUGGCAAUCACGUCGUGAAUUGACAAAGAAUAUGUUCAUGUAUCCCAUUUUCAUUACAGAUGAGCCGCAAGCAGAGGUAGAGAUAGCCUCCCUUCCUGGCCAGAAGCGUUGGGGUAUCGAGAAGCUUGACCGACUUCUUGCACCUUUGGUUCAGAAGGGCCUCCGAAGCGUCAUCCUCUUUGGUGUGCCCGUAAAUUGCCAAAAGGACCCACACGGGGGCCCUGCCGAUGACCCGUCUGGACCUGUCAUCCAAGCUAUCCAUCUCAUUCGUAAACAGUACCCUUCCCUCUACAUCGCCUGUGACGUUUGCCUUUGCGAGUACACCUCCCAUGGUCAUUGCGGCUAUCUUGUCCACAAUCCUGAUGGGUCAACCACGAUCGAUAAUGCCGCCUCUGUCAAACGGAUUGCUCAAGUGGCACUGGCGUAUGCGAAAGCUGGAGCACACUGCGUUGCCCCGAGUGAUAUGAUGGAUGGGCGCGUCAAAGCAAUUAAGAGAGCGCUGAUUGAAGCUGGUCUGGGGAAUCGAUGUACACUAAUGAGUUACUCCGCCAAAUUCGCUAGUGCGAUGUAUGGCCCAUUCCGAGACGCUGCAGGAAGUACUCCAUCAUUUGGCGAUCGGAAAUGCUAUCAGCUGCCUCCAGGUGCUCAUGGCCUGGCCCAACGUGCUAUUAUACGCGACAUAGCCGAAGGGGCCGAUAUCAUCAUGGUCAAGCCAGCCUUACCUUACCUUGAUGUUCUCUCCCAAGCUCGUGAUCGGCUUGCCCCUUCCCAUCCCCUUGCGGCAUACCAAGUCUCAGGAGAGUAUGCUAUGAUUGUGGCAGGUGCGCGUGCUGGGGUGUACGAUUUAAGAACGAUGGCAUUCGAAAGUGUGAAUUGUAUAGUUCGGGCUGGAGCCACUUUAAUUUUAUCGUAUUUCACGCCAGAGUUCCUUGACUGGCUAGACUCCUAGUUGCACGAAAACACGGUUCUUAUCUGUAUUUGAUAGCAGGUCAUGUCAAUGUUUAACGUCAAGUUAUUGACCUACGCUGCAACUACUCACA